AUGCUGUCACCCAGCAGUGGCCGACGUCUCUCGGGGGGCAUCAGCAGCAGUGGCCGUUAUGAUCCGCUCGCUUUGCGCUGUAAAGCGGUCACGGGGGCCAAGAGGGACCCGAGGAAGACCAUCGAGGCGCUUUCCGACCUCGUCAAGCUAUACAGAGCUGCUGGGGGGCAAGCGGGCAUGGCAGCUGGGCCAACUUCAGAGCCGGCCCUAGUACGCCGAGGUAGCAAAGGCAAGGGCAUCGCAAAUAAGAAGGACCUCUUGGACAUUGGCAGUUUUCGCAAAGACAUCGAGCAGACCUUGAAUGAAUCGAUGCAAAUGGCCUCGAAGGAAUACCUUACCACCCUGCACGGUUUGGUCUCUGCACUUGACACACUUGAUGACGAGCUCGAGGCUGUGAAGACUUCUUGCGAAGAAACUCUGAAGAAAUACUCCCUCGCCCGCCAGUCCUCAAAGCAUCUAUUAGUUCAGACCGAAGGCUUGCAGCAAGAUCGCAACGCACUUUCCAUGCAGCAUGCACUCGUCAGUCUCUUCCUCGAGCGAUUCACACUCACAGCAGAUGAAGAGCUGCUUGUAAGGUCCAAGGAUCUGGAAGUCAGCCAGGCUCUCUUCAAAGUGAUGGAUCGGUUAGAGCAGAUUCGGAAAGAGGCAAAACUCCUGCUGGGCGGGAGCGUCACCGAUGAAGUUUCGACAUCUCCUGAAAACGGUAAACGCACUACUGGAGCAAGUGGCGGUAUACGGGCAGGUAUAGAUGUGAUGGACACGACUGCUUCCCAACUCAAUGCCGCAUAUGCGAAGAUUGCUAGAUGGCUCUCGUUUGAAUUUCGGCAGCCGGUGCGUGAGGGCAUGGAAGUGUCAGCGCGCAUGAAACAAGCUGUGCAACGGAUCAGCUCAGCAGGAAGGGAGGACCUAUUGCGACCUGCGCUUGCGACACUUUCUUCCACGCGGGCCUCUUUCCUUUCCACUUCCUUCCAGAUGGCCCUCACUGUCGGCGGAGGUCCCCCGAGCAACCUCCCACGACCAAUAGAGCUGCAUGCGCACGACCCGCUUCGAUACGUUGGCGACAUGCUCGCCUGGGUACAUCAGGCGCUCGCUUCAGAGCGUGAGUUCCUGUCAGCCCUUUUCAGCGAACAGGAAGGCGGGGACGGACGGCGGAUAGGACAGCGGCGACGAGGUCUAGAGGGCAGUCUGGACAUGCAGCAGAGCCAGGCGGCUGAGCUGGCACAAGAAGCAAAAGAUGGCGCGCAGCGGCUGACUCCAAGCGAGAGGGCCAUUCGAGAGAUGCUAGACCGGAACCUUGAAGGCUGCUGUCGCCCGCUACAAACCCGGAUUGUCCAGACCGUCCGGUCGCAAGAAGGCUGCGUUACGACCUUCCGCCUGGCAAAUCUGAUCGACUUCUACCGCCUCACGAUCACGCGUACGGUCGGCAGCAAAGCAGCGCUCAGCAGGACUCUGCAAGGCGUCACUACCGCUUCAUACGACGCUUUUGGCGUGACGUUGCGCAACCAUGCGAGCAGUCUUACCCGCUAUCAUGACACUCUGGACCUUUCCCUGAAAAUACCACCGCCACUUGCCGGAGCGGGCGUUGCACUCAAGGAGCUUCUCGCAGUCGUGCAGACUUCACUUGCUGAUGAGCCUGGAGAAGGCGGCGGUCUGCUAGACAAAGAAACGCGGGAACAAGCGCUCCGCCAACUCGAUCUCAUCUUGAAGGAGCUGGUGGAUGCGAUGGUGGCACUGUGUGAGCGCCUGUCCACACAGCUGGUCGAGCGCCGGGUGAAGGGCAAAAGUGAACAAGAUGGGAAGUGGGAACAGAGCCUCUUCCUCUGCAACUGUCUGGAGCAUAUUCAAAACAUCUUGGGCCCGCACGAGCACGUGAAGAACAAGCGGGCACAGCUCAAGACCAAUGAAGAUGAGAAGAUGUCUGCACUGGUCGAGGCGCACUACAAGAGUUUGCUGGCCGACUCACACCUCGCACCGCUCAUCGAGGCGAUAGCAAGCAAGGAGACGGGCGCAGCCUUGUCGCGUCAACCUCAGGCAAGUCCUGAAGCUGUCUCUUCCGCCUUCAAAGCCUUUGGCAGUUUCCUUGCGUCACCGUCCAUUGUGUCCUCGCCGCGACUGGCCCUGUUAACCUCGCCGACUACGAGGUCCCACGUGCACCAGGCUGCGCUGCAGAUGCUGGCAGAUGCGUAUGCUAACAUUGUCCAUGCAGUCAUGCAGCCGUCCAACAGGUAUGAGUGGAAGGAGACGCUUAUUAAACGCAGCGAGGACGAGGUCAGGCUACUUCUCGGUGUGCAAUAG
Tilletiaria anomala UBC 951 is the source of this 2295-nucleotide messenger RNA. Its product is annotated as oligomeric complex COG6. Gene Ontology annotation, cellular component: COG complex. The coding region runs from base 1 to 2295 and encodes 764 amino acids. The record is from RefSeq and is a predicted model, not a curated record. The transcript has 2 exons. Lineage: Eukaryota; Fungi; Basidiomycota; Exobasidiomycetes; Georgefischeriales; Tilletiariaceae. Gene Ontology annotation, biological process: intra-Golgi vesicle-mediated transport.